Gilbertella persicaria is the source of this 412-nucleotide messenger RNA. RefSeq lists its product as uncharacterized. The transcript has 2 exons. Lineage: Eukaryota; Fungi; Mucoromycota; Mucoromycetes; Mucorales; Choanephoraceae. The coding region runs from base 85 to 318 and encodes 77 amino acids. The record is from RefSeq and is a predicted model, not a curated record.
GGACAAGCAUCCAAACCCAACACAAGUUGAAAUAAGGAGAAAAGAAUAAAAAAGACAUUUUCAUUUUUUAGUCUUCGUAGACCAAUGGCUAUUGUGAUAUCUGCAUCGUCAGCCUCAUAUUUUUUUUCUGGAUCCACCGAAGUGUUUGGAAUGUCUCUUAUUGCAUUCGUGUUGAGCAGUUCGUUAUAUGCUGAUACAUGGGAUGAUACGAUAAUAGAUUCGAGUACAAUACAUAUAAGUGUAGUCAAAACAAUAGAGACGGUAAAGAUCUUUGUAUAUCUCGAUUCUAAAAUUCGUUGUUUCUAUUAUGUGUGUUAGAUGCAACAUAUAUUUUUCAAAAUGCAGCAUACCGAUAGACUUGUUAGUCUUUCUAUGAAAUGUUUAUGCUCAGGAUUAGAUGCCAUUAUUGUUU